Echinops telfairi (small Madagascar hedgehog) is the source of this 1225-nucleotide messenger RNA. RefSeq names its product stomatin like 2 (gene STOML2). Bases 24 to 1082 code for a protein of 352 amino acids. NCBI's taxonomy places the organism in Eukaryota, Metazoa, Chordata, Mammalia, Afrosoricida, Tenrecidae. Gene Ontology annotation, cellular component: membrane. The record is from RefSeq and is a predicted model, not a curated record. The transcript has 10 exons.
GGAGGUCUCGGCGGCCCUAGGAAAUGCUGGCGCGCGCGGCGUGGGGGACUGGGGGCCUUUUACUGAGGGGCUCUCUGCGGGCUCCGCGCCGCGCCUCCUCGGGAUUGCCCCGAAACACCGUGGUGCUGUUCGUGCCGCAGCAGGAGGCCUGGGUGGUGGAGCGAAUGGGCCGAUUCCACCGGAUCCUGGAGCCAGGCUUGAACAUCCUCAUCCCUAUCCUGGACCGGAUCCGAUAUGUGCAGAGUCUCAAGGAGAUUGUCAUCAACGUGCCCGAGCAGUCAGCCGUGACUCUGGACAACGUAACUCUGCAGAUCGAUGGAGUCCUCUACCUGCGCAUCAUGGACCCUUACAAGGCAAGCUAUGGUGUGGAAGACCCUGAAUACGCUGUCACCCAGCUAGCCCAGACCACCAUGAGAUCCGAACUGGGCAAACUCUCCCUGGACAAAGUCUUCCGGGAGCGGGAGUCCCUGAAUUCCAACAUCGUGGAUGCCAUCAACCAGGCUGCUGACUGCUGGGGCAUCCGCUGCCUCCGUUAUGAAAUCAAGGACAUCCACGUGCCGCCCAGGGUGAAAGAGUCCAUGCAGAUGCAGGUGGAGGCAGAGCGGCGGAAACGGGCCACAGUUCUAGAAUCUGAGGGGACCCGAGAGUCGGCCAUCAAUGUGGCAGAGGGGAAGAAGCAAGCCCAGAUCCUGGCAUCCGAGGCAGAAAAGGCUGAGCAAAUUAAUCAGGCAGCAGGAGAGGCCAAUGCAGUUCUAGCCAAGGCCAAGGCCAAGGCCGAAGCGAUUCGCAUCCUAGCUAUGGCUCUGACACAACAUAACGGAGAUGCAGCGGCCUCACUGACUGUGGCAGAGCAGUAUGUCAGCGCUUUCUCCAAACUGGCCAAGGACUCCAACACCAUCCUCCUGCCCUCCAAUCCCGGUGACGUCACCAGUAUGGUGGCCCAGGCUAUGGGUGUUUACGGAGCCCUCACCAAAGCCCCGGGACCAAGGGCCCAGGACCCGGCGUCCAGCGAAAGCAGCAGAGCGGCCCAGGCCACAGAUGAAACGCUCAGUGAGGAGCUUGAUCGAGUCAAGCUGGGUUAGUGAGCUGGCUGGGUUUGGCCAUACAUGGAGGCUGGGGACCAGGAAGUGGCUUUGGCUUUGGCCUUCCUGCCAAGAAUUUAGGUUUUUUUAUUAUUAUUAUUAUUUGAACUGUAAUCAUGUAAUAAACACACUAUGGCAAACCA